AUGACCCUGGUGCGACAAGAACUUGGUCACAGUUGCACACAUUUUGUCUUUCAGGUCAAGGUAACAUCCCAUAUCGUAUGGCGCCAACCUGAGCCAUCUGAGCCAACUGAAUUCUGUCCGACUGAUGAACAACCUGAGCCAUCAGAGCCAUCUGAAUUCUGUCCGACUGAUGAACAACCUGAGCCAUCAGAGCCAACUGAAUUCUGUCCGACUGAUGAACAACCUGAGCCAUCUGAAUUCUGUCCGACUGAUGAACAACCUGAGCCAUCUGAGCCAUCUGAAUUCUGUCCGACUGAUGAACAACCAGAGCCAUCUGAGCCAUCUAAAUUCUGUCCGACUAAUGAACAACCAGAGCCAUCAGAGCCAACUGAAUUCUGUCCGACUGAUGAACAACAUGAGCCAACUGAAUUCUGUCCGACUAAUGAACAACCUGAGCCAUCUGAGCCAACUGAAUUCUGUCCGACUGAUGAACAACAUGAGCCAACUGAAUUCUGUCCGACUAAUGAACAACCUGAGCCAUCUGAGCCAACUGAAUUCUGUCCGACUGAUGAACAACCUGAGCCAUCGGAGCCAACUGAAUUCUGUCCGACUGAUGAACAACCUGAGCCAUCGGAGCCAACUGAAUUCUGUCCGACUGAUGAACAACAUGAGCCAUCAGAGCCAACUGAAUUCUGUCCGACUGAUGAACAACCUGAGCCAUCGGAGCCAACUGAAUUCUGUCCGACUGAUGAACAACAUGAGCCAUCAGAGCCAACUGAAUUCUGUCCGACUGAUGAACAACCUGAGCCAUCGGAGCCAACUGAAUUCUGUCCGACUGAUGAACAACCUGAGCCAUCUGUCAUUGGCCUGAUUUACUCUCCAAGAAAGACCGAGGUAUAUCAGGCAACAAGUCUAUAA
This is a messenger RNA of Physella acuta, 897 nucleotides long. Its product is annotated as proteoglycan 4-like. The record is from RefSeq and is a predicted model, not a curated record. Lineage: Eukaryota; Metazoa; Mollusca; Gastropoda; Physidae.